Parasteatoda tepidariorum (common house spider) is the source of this 1212-nucleotide messenger RNA. RefSeq names its product acetoacetyl-CoA synthetase. The record is from RefSeq and is a predicted model, not a curated record. Gene Ontology annotation, molecular function: acetoacetate-CoA ligase activity. NCBI's taxonomy places the organism in Eukaryota, Metazoa, Arthropoda, Arachnida, Araneae, Theridiidae. Gene Ontology annotation, biological process: lipid metabolic process.
AUGUUUUUAGGUACGCCUUCCUUGGAGAAAGUUAUUAUUGUUCCAACCAAAAAAGAAACUUUGUCUAAAGAUUUAUCUAACAUUCGAAAUAGUUGUUUCUUGGAAGACUUUUUGAAUGAAGGCAGGUUACCAGAUGGGUCAGUUCCUGACAUAGUGUUCGAACAACUACCACCCACUCACCCAGUGUCUAUCUCGUUCUCAUCAGGAACGACUGGACUACCAAAAGGACCAGUCCACUCUGCUAGUACACUUUUAUCUUGGAUUGUUGAUAUUGGAUUCCACUGGAAUUUGAAAUGCGGGGACACGCUUUUCAGCUCAUACUCUAUGGGAUGGACUUUGUGGAAUUCUUUUGUGCCCUGCCUAGCGUUGGGCGUGAAACUAUUCCUCUAUAGUGGAUGUCCGUUCUACGCAGAUAUCAAGCCUAACAUAUGGGACAUCAUUGAAGAGCACAAAGUUAACUAUAGUUUCUUAGUAACAAGCAUUGUAGACCGAAUGGAGAAAUUUGAUCUAAAGCCAAAUUCCGAUGCAAAAUUUGAGCAUUUGAAAAUGAUAGCAAUGGGAGGAAGUCCAGUAAAACCUGAAAACUUUGAAUACAUCCGACGCAUUGUGGGAAAAAAUACUUUCAUUGGUAGUAUGUAUGGAGCUACGGAAACGAGUGGUACAUUUUCAGGAUUUUCUCUUAACUUGCCGACGUAUCCAGGAGAAGUUCAAGUUCCAGCAUUAGGAAAAGAUAUACAAUGCUUCAACGAAGAAGGAGAACCUGUGAUUGGUCAAAGAGGAGAGAUGGUUGUAAGGUCACCUAAUCCAUCAUUUCCAGCUUAUCUCUGGAAAGAUGAUGAUAAGAAAGUAUUGAACUCUAACUACUUUUCAAAAUAUCCUGGUGUCUGGUGUCAAAAUGACGUAUGUUUAGUUAAUCCUGUUACUAAGGGAAUCGUUGUGAUUGGCAGAAGUGAUGAUACAAUUACUCAAUAUGGUGAUCGCUUUGGAUCUGGAGACAUUUAUUUCGCUAUUCAUGAUAUGGAGGAGAUUCAAGAUUAUAUUUGUGUGGGCCAAACUAGAUAUGACGGAGAAAUGCGGGCUGUUCUCUUCAUUAAAAUGAAACAGGGUUAUAAGUUCGAUUCAGAUAUGAAAGAAAAAAUAACUCAACGUAUAACGAAAGAGUUAUGGAUGGAUUGUGUUCCGGAUGUUAUUUUGGAAAUUCAGGAUAUUCCG